CUAAAUAAACGUGCAUGGAAUCCACCCAAGAAAUUCCAAAGCUGUGCUUGGCACCAAUGGUGAGGGUAUGAACACACCCAUUCAGGCUCCUUGCCUUAAGGCAUGGUGCUGACUUCAUCUAUACUGAAGAGAUCAUCGACAAGAAGUUAAUCGAUGUAGAAAGAAUUGUAAACGAGGAUUUAAAGACGAUUGAUUAUGUGAGCAAUAAGGACAAAUCUGUUGUUUUACGUAUCUCUGAAGAAGAAAAGCCAAAAUUGGUCUGACAACUAGGCACCAAUAAUCCUGAAACAGUUGUUAAAGCAGCUAAGAUCAUUCAGAACGAUGUUCAUAGCAUUGAUAUCAAUAUGGGAUGUCCGGAGUUUUUUUCAAUACAUGCUGGAAUGGGAGCUGGGUUGGUCAAACUUCCUGAAAAAGCCAGGAGCAUACUUCAGGCUCUGACUGAAAACAUUGAUAUACCAAUAAGUUGUAAAAUCAGAAUUCUUCCAGAAGCCACUGAUACAUUUGAAUUUAUCAAGACAAUGCAAUCUACUGGAAUUGAACAUUUGUCCAUACAUUCAAGGAUAAGAGAGGAGCUUUCUAAGGGCUUUGCUCAUUGGUCAAUAAUUCGGGAGGUAAUCCAAAACAAGGAUAUUACUAUCCCAAUCCGUGCAAAUGGGGACUGAUUCAGCUGCAAUGAUGCAGUAGAAAUCAAAAGGUACACUUCAUGUGAUGGCAUCCUCAUUGCAAGAGGAGCAUGCCAUAACCCUGCAAUAUUCAAUGAUAUCAAGGAUCAUUGGACAACUGUGUCUCAUGAAGAAACUAAGGAAGAACCAGCUGAAGAUCCUUACCAAGAACAUAAGAAACCCCUUCAUGAAUGUGGCCUUGAUAAGCUAGUCGAGGAAGAAACCAAACUUGAGGAGUUCAAACCUGAGGUAAAAGAAGGGAUGAGCAAAAAUCAAGCAAAGAAAAGGGCUAAGAAGAUGCUCAAGAAAAGCAAGAAAGAUAACUCAGCCCAAAAUGGGACAGAUGGAAAACAGUCCAAAACUUUAGCAAGAAUUAUAGAGACUCGAAACCAUGGAUGAAAUAAAGUUGAAAUCCUAUCUCUUUGCCAAGAAUAUCUCAAGAUAGCGAUAGAGUAUGGCAAUAGAUUUGGGAAUACAAAAUACACUUUGAAUUAUAUGCUCAGGACACAUAAAAAGGAAGAAGAAGCUUUCCAGAGAGUCAAUUCAGCUAGAAAUAUGAAAGAAAUGGCGAAGGCUCUAUCUGUAGAUGAGUUCUAUACAGAACAAGUGGCUGAGCGGCCUGUUCUGAUUUCUUAUUUCACAGAUACAUUCUAUAAAAAGAAAAACAAACUAAAGAGACAGAAAAUAGAAGAGGAGGAGUAA
Molecule: messenger RNA, 1364 nt
Organism: Moneuplotes crassus
Lineage: Eukaryota; Ciliophora; Spirotrichea; Euplotida; Euplotidae
Source: the annotation of a GenBank genome assembly